AUGGGCACCAAAGGUGUUGAAAUGUCCAUCUGGAACAAUCUCAAUCGGUCUGAAAAAUUGAAGAAGUCGGCCAGUCUUUCACCUGUCAAAUCAGGUCCUGAGACUUUUGACUACGAAAAACAGUCACCCAAGAAACCCUCAACCUCAAAGGGUUUUAUACAUCGAAAUGCAUGCAUGGUAUUGAUACUGCUUUUAAUGAGCUUAUGUUUCUAUUCAACCCCAAUUGAAUCUAUGCUGAAACUUUGCCGCGGAGUUGAUGUAUCGCGGGUUUCGAGUGGUUCCUCAUCGCCAGCCCAGGUACAAGAGUCGUUUGAGAUAACCGUUGAGCAAUUGCCGGAAGAGCCUCCCGUUUUCUCCCAACGGCUUCUACAACAUUCUUUUGCAGACUCAUGGGGCAAACCGGUCACAAAAAGCUUCACUCCAUUCGCCGAAUCAGACUACGAUAGUAUAGUCCUGGAACUCACCACCAACGUUUCCGGACGACAGUAUGACCGCUUGCUUCACGUCUUCAUCGGAGACGUGAACGUAUGGAGAUCGUCUACUGUAAGACCCUGGGGCAACAAGGCCAUUCUCAGCCAUUCCAUUAAAGACAUCUCGCCCUACAAAUCACUUUUCAAAGACGGACAGCUUAAUGUAACCGUGCAGUUGGACAAUCUGGUGACCAACAAACUGACCGGAAUUUUCAAUGUGACCUUGGACGUGUACUAUUACUCAAAAAAGGAUCAAGGCGCCACUAAAAAUACAGAAACACUACGUGGAAAGCUCCUCGACCUUUUCACUGCGCCCGCAAAUAUCGUUACGCCCUUGGUCUCUAAAUUCUCCAGAACUCCCCUUUUCUACUACCCAUUGGCUUCAAAAGAGAAUCCACGCUGGUCUCGUGGCCUUCCCGAAAUAGAGCAAAAUACCAACAUCUCUAGAGCUAUGGUCGAAAUUUUUGCAUCUGGAAAUGCAGCGGAAGAGGAAUGGUAUACCAACGUAUUAGACAAAUACAUCACAAAAUUUCGCCAAUCUGGACAUGAGCUUCUGGGCCAUGGCCCUUUCCGCGCUAUCAAUGUUUUUUUGACGAACUCGGAAACAGAGAUUUUAGUUGACACUGUGAUACCCACUCCCGUUAUUUUUCCGGGCUUCUUUCCACCGUUAUGGCAACCAUGUGUGGGAAUGAAUGCUUUUAAUAUCAAAAGUUUCAAAAUAGACCUAACGCCUUUCCUAUCUCUCUUCGAAAACGGUACGUGGGAAAUGCAGCUAGAGGUUGUUAGCAGCCUGGGUUCUAGCUUUAAGAGCACUGUGGGUGAAAAUUGGAUAUUUUCGGGCAAUAUACAUGUUUGGAACGAGAGUAAACAUAUAAGUGGAUCAAAGUUUCUCAACUCGACGAUCGUUGAACCCGUUUUCCGGACAAAUGUGAAUGAUAGCCUUUCAGAUGAGCUAAGGCAAAUUGUUUUUGCCAGGAAUGGAGUCAACAUCAACAGUAUCAUGACGAUAGACAACACCGAUUAUCAAGUGCAAGGCGUGUCCGAAAGCUCAUUGGCCAGUAAUCAAACAUACUUAAAGAGUGCUGAUGAGGAGCGGGCUGCUGUGGACCUUUUGACAAGGCGCUCAAUUUUGAUAUCAAAAGAUGGGAAAGAUCUUUUCAAAUUUUUCGAUGAAACCGGAUGGCUUCUAGAUGCCGAACUUGAUAACAUCUCACAGGAGAAGUCCUCUUUGACUUAUUCAGGUAGGGUGAGUCGAGAUUUAAAUCGUUACGUUGGGCUACACGAGCUUGGAUUAAACGGCUCUACUGAUGUGUUGCUAUCUUUACAUGGUACCCAAUCAGGGAAUGCCACCUACGUCGCUUCUCCGGAUAGGACUGAGGGGUCUGGAGAUAGUAUACAUUCUGUUCAUUUCGAGCACGGCUGGCCAUUCGAAAACAGUUUCAAUCGUACUGUGACUGUGAAGAAGAACGUGGUCGUGAGUGACAUUAUAAACUAG
Molecule: messenger RNA, 1965 nt
Organism: Lachancea sp. 'fantastica'
Lineage: Eukaryota; Fungi; Ascomycota; Saccharomycetes; Saccharomycetales; Saccharomycetaceae
Source: the annotation of a GenBank genome assembly